Anopheles darlingi is the source of this 1666-nucleotide messenger RNA. It is a transcript of the gene CAHbeta, whose product is annotated as beta carbonic anhydrase 1. Gene Ontology annotation, molecular function: zinc ion binding; carbonate dehydratase activity. The record is from RefSeq and is a predicted model, not a curated record. Lineage: Eukaryota; Metazoa; Arthropoda; Insecta; Diptera; Culicidae. The coding region runs from base 331 to 1098 and encodes 255 amino acids. The transcript has 4 exons.
GUAGUGCCGAUGUUAUCAAAUCUUAUCAGCUGGACUCGACGACGGCACCACAGUCGGCGAGGAACUAUUGGGUUGGGUUAAACUCAACCAACGCCAGUCCGCAGUCUUGCGUGACGAUCGGCGAUGGCUGGUGUUGCGAAGAAACCGUAAAUGGUUCAACCGUGAUCUGUGAGUGAUUAGCGCCGCUUAACAAGUGAUCAUUCGUUGAGAAACGUGCUCAAAACCGAGUAUGAUGUACAGAAAACGGCUAUAGCAUAUUCGCUGGAGGUACGAUCGAGCUGCUGCUUCAAUCAUCGUGAUCGCGAUCUUGAUCAUCAACGGGAGUGAGUCAUGGAGCGCAUACUGCGAGGUGUGAUGCGUUACCGGCACUCCACCCGGGAGCAAAUGGUACAGGAGUUUCGUAAAGUUCGCGAUAAUCCACAGCCUAAAGCUGUAUUCUUCACCUGCAUGGACAGUCGAAUGAUUCCGACGCGAUUUACCGAGACACAUGUAGGGGAUAUGUUUGUGGUGCGAAAUGCUGGAAAUUUGGUUCCGCACGCUGAGCACUUUCAGGAUGAGUACUUUAGCUGCGAACCGGCAGCCCUUGAGCUGGGAUGCGUGGUCAAUAACAUCAAGCACAUAAUCGUGUGUGGCCACAGCGAUUGCAAGGCAAUGAAUCUGCUGUAUAAGUUGAAGGAUCCCGAAUUUGCAUCUCUGGACAACCGGAGAAUAUCGCCACUGAGGGCUUGGCUGUGCGAGCAUGCCAACACUAGUUUGGACAAGUUUCAAAACUUGCGAGAGAUUGGGCUGGACAAACCGCUGAUCUUCUCGUCCGAGACGCCGCUGCGCAAGUUUGUGGCGUACAUUGAUCCCGAAAACAAUUUUGCGAUCGAAGAUAAACUGUCGCAAGUGAAUACGCUGCAGCAGAUCGAAAACAUUGCCUCGUACGGGUUUCUAAAGCGAAGGCUUGAAUCACACGAUCUGCACAUUCACGCACUCUGGUUCGACAUCUACACCGGAGAUAUCUACUACUUUAGCCGGAACUCGAAACGAUUCAUAACGAUCGACGAGAGCACGAUCGAGCAACUGCUGACCGAGGUACGGCGGUACUAUUCGUGAUCACGCAAUGUGUUUCGUUGUUUGUUUGUCGAAGGUGCUACUGUGAGGGUAAUACGGGUUAUUUAAGAACAAUCUCCAGGAAAUUGUUUUUAUAAUUUUGGAACAUUUUUAAAAUGUGAAUCGUGCUUUUAGUGCCUUGCCAAACGUGUGGCCUUACGUUAUGGUUUAUUAUGCUUCGUGUUGGAUGUUGUAGUGAGUAGAACGCUUUUUUGUACGAACGGUUAUGCUAGUUUUGUAAUAAACAAAAUAUGUUGGUCGUCGGGAGAGCUCUUAUCGCCCGAUAAUGAUACCUUUCUCUUCUUUAAAGGUUCGCGAAUGAACUUCAUCGCAUGGUCGUCGCAAGACGCAGCUAUAUUCCCCACACGCACACGCCAGAACUGCAUUUAGUAAAAGAAGCUUUGAUGCUUCUUGUAACGUUAUUCGUUCAAACCACUAACAUGAGAUCACUAUCGCUAUCACGCGCUUCAUAUUCGUCAUUACAGCACAAAUGUAUGUUAAAAACGCACAAUAUUGACAUGAAUAAAUCAAAAUAAUUUAGUUUAAAAAUGAUUUACGAUGCCGUGAAUAC